This is a messenger RNA of Sus scrofa (pig), 5370 nucleotides long. The record is from RefSeq and is a predicted model, not a curated record. Lineage: Eukaryota; Metazoa; Chordata; Mammalia; Artiodactyla; Suidae.
CCACACGGCGGCUGGAAGACGCCACCGCGGACGCGCGCCUCCCGGGUGAAGUUCCAGAGCUAGACUCAGUUUCGGACUCGGUCUUGCAGCGCCUCUAGGCUGCAGAUACCUGCGCUGGGCUCAUCCUGGGAAGCCGGGAGAAGAGAGGAGAUAGGAGGAGGCGGGAGGUGGGGGGGGAGGAGGAGAGCGGCAGCUUACACACGCCUUCCAGUCCCUCCACUCAGAGCAGCCCAGAAACCGCUGCUGGCGCCACUGCUAUCUCUGCCACCGCCGCUGCCACCUGAGGAGACUGCCUGGAUCUAUCGCUCCCCUGUCGCAACACCCAACGAUUCUUUUUUUGGCCCUGGGCUUUCUAUGCACACUGCCACUACCAUUAUUAUUAUUAUUCCGAGAGAAGGUAAAUAACUGACCGUCUGAAAAGAACCGAGAACACCUAUCCGAAUUACUCAAGUGUCUCCCGGGAAGAGAGGGGUCGCUGGUUCCGGGAAGAGCAGGCGAAGGGGACAAGGGCGGGUGUUUAAGGGGAGCCAGGAGGAGUUGGGGCACUGCGUGGUGGAAAGUUGCGGGCGGCGGAGACCCGGAGGUGCAGCGCCACAACCCAGAGGGCGGUGUGUCUGGGAAAAGCCGCUGCCCCCAGCGUCCCGACCCGCGAGCUCGCGGGCAGCGCGGGGCCGGGAACGACGCCCCCUCCUGCGGUGCGGAGUCAGUCGGUGCUCCCAGAGAAGGAGGAGGAAUAUGGCAUCGAAGGCGGCCCCCUCCUGCCGUCUGGUCUUCUGCCUCUUGAUCUCAGCUGCUGCUCUUCGGCCAGGUCUCGGAUUGUAUACUGUAAACUCAGCAUAUGGAGAUAACAUUAUCAUGCCUUGCCGACUCGAUGUACCUCAGAAUCUCAUGUUUGGCAAAUGGAAAUAUGAAAAGCCCGAUGGCUCCCCAGUAUUUAUUGCCUUCAGGUCCUCCACAAAGAAAAGUGUGCAGUAUGACGAUGUACCAGAAUACAAAAACAGAUUGAGCCUCUCAGAAAACUACACUUUGUCUAUCAGUAAUGCAAAGAUCAGUGAUGAGAAGAGAUUUGUGUGCAUGCUGGUCACAGAGGACAACGUGUUUGAGGCACCUACGGUAGUCAAGGUGUUCAAGCAACCAUCUAAACCUGAAAUUGUAAGCAAAGCUCCAUUUCUUGAAACAGAGAAGCUUAAAAAGUUGGGUGAGUGCAUUUCAAAAGACAGUUAUCCAGAUGGCAACAUCACGUGGUACAGGAAUGGAAAAGUGCUGCAACCCCUUGAAGAAGCGGUGGUCAUAAUUUUUAAAAAGCAAAUGGACCCAGUAACUCAGCUCUAUACCAUGACUUCAUCCCUGGAGUAUAAGACAACCAAGGCUGACAUACAAAUGCCAUUCACCUGCUCUGUGACAUAUUAUGGACCAUCUGGCCAGAAAACAGUGUACUCUGAACAAGCAAUCUUUGAUAUUUACUAUCCUACAGAGCAGGUGACAAUACAAGUGCUGCCACCAAAAAAUGCCAUCAAAGAAGGAGACAACAUCACUCUUAAAUGCCUGGGAAACGGGAACCCUCCUCCUGAAGAGUUUUUGUUUUACUUACCAGGACAGCCCGAAGGAAUAAGAAGUUCAAAUACUUACACAUUGACAGAUGUGAGACGCAAUGCAACAGGAGACUACAAAUGCUCCCUGAUAGACAAAAAAAGCAUGAUUGCUUCAACAACCAUCACGGUUCACUAUUUGGAUUUGUCCUUAAACCCAAGUGGGGAAGUGACCAAGCAGAUUGGCGAUGCUUUGCCUGUGUCAUGCACAAUAUCUGCUAGUAGGAACGCAACUGUGGUAUGGAUGAAAGAUAACGUCAGGCUUCGAUCAAGCCCAUCAUUUUCUAGUCUCCAUUAUCAGGAUGCUGGAAACUACGUCUGUGAAACUGCUCUGCAAGAGGUUGAAGGACUAAAGAAAAGAGAGUCAUUGACGCUCAUUGUAGAAGGAAAACCUCAAAUCAAAAUGACAAAGAAAACUGAUCCCAGUGGACUAUCUAAAACAAUAAUCUGCCAUGUGGAAGGUUUUCCGAAGCCAGCUAUACAGUGGACAAUUACUGGCAGUGGAAGCGUCAUAAACCAAACAGAGGAAUCUCCUUAUAUCAAUGGCAGGUAUUAUAGUAAAAUUAUCAUUUCCCCUGAAGAGAAUGUUACCUUAACUUGCACAGCAGAAAACCAGCUGGAGAGAACAGUAAACUCCUUGAAUGUCUCUGCUAUAAGUAUUCCAGAACACGAUGAGGCAGACGAGAUAAGUGAUGAAAACAAGGAGAAGGUGAAUGACCAGGCAAAACUAAUCGUGGGAAUCGUGGUUGGUCUCCUCCUUGCUGCUCUGGUUGCUGGUGUUGUCUAUUGGCUGUAUAUGAAGAAAUCAAAGACUGCAUCAAAACACGUAAACAAGGACCUUGGUAAUCUGGAAGAAAACAAAAAGUUAGAAGAAAACAAUCACAAAACAGAAGCCUAAGAGAGAAACUAUUCUACUUGUCGUCCAGGAUUCAUUCCUUAAUCCUGUGUAAACAUAGAGUUUACCUUCUGUUUUCUUCAAAAUCAGAUAAAUUCUCAAAGGGAAACUGAAGUUGAAGACAAAGCCCACAAAAUUAAGUGUGAUUUGAAGAGAUAAAUGAAUUUUUUGACCUGGAAAGAAAUAGAAUGAAAUAUUUUCCUGAAAAACCUUAAAAUCUUCAUAAGAAUUUAGCAAUUUGCACAAAAAUAAAAAUUCUCAACAACUCAGAAAAAUUCUUUGUGGAAGAGCUGCAGCGAUACCUGAGAUUACAGCUGGGUUCAGGGACAAUGGAAUUUUAUAAAAAGCUCUUAUGAAAUAUCACUUUUAGUAUAAAGCAUAUGUUUAUUGUGAAAUUAUCACUAUGGUAACUUAUCUGAAUUAAGUUUUUCUCAUCAUUUCAGAGAAAAAACUAUAUAGACCAAUUGAAGCAUGAACGUGGAUUGUAUUUAAGACAUAUACAAAGACAUUGACAGCAAUUCAUGGUUCAAGUAUUAAGCAGUUCAUUCUACCAAGCUGUCGCUGGAUUUUAGAGAAUUAUCUCAAGUAAAACAAUGAAAUGAAAUUACAAACAAUGACAACAAGUUUUGGCAGCCAUGAUAGUAGGUCAUAUGUUGCGUUGGUUUGAUUUUUUUUUUUUUUUCUGUAAAUGUCUGCACUGAGAAUUUCUUUUUGGUUUGCCUUUUAUGUAAAUUUUUUACGUAGCUAUUUUUAUACACUGUAAGCUUUGUUCUGGGAGUUGCUGUUAAUCUGAUGUAUAAUGUAAUGUUUUUAUUUCAAUUGUUUAUAUUGGAUAAUCUGAGCAGGUACAUUUCUGAUUCUGAUUGCUAUCAGGAAUGCCCCCAAACUUUCGCACAAGCACCUAAAUCCCAAAGGUGGCAGCUUGUGAAGAUUGGGGACACAUACUGCCCUAAUCAAAAACUCUUGAUUUUUAUCACAAGAGGGGAGGAGGCAGAGAGUCAGAUGAAGAAGCCCCAGAUCAGCUGAUUCUGUGUAUGUGCCACCAACCAACUCUCAAAAAUAAAUCAUACCCACAUAUGGACACACAUUAUGGUACUCCCAAACUGACAAAUUUUGCCUUUUCUAUAAAAAAAAUUAACACAGAAUUUGGAUAGCAUUUACCUUUAAAGAUACCUGCUAAUAAAUUAUUUUCUGUCAAAAUUAAAAAACAAGUCAAUGUGUGAGAGACAGUUUGGAAAAAUCAUGGAUGAUAUCCCCAUUUCCAUAGAUCACAGUGUAAAUCACUGUAAUUGAAAAUUGGUAUUAAAUCCUUUGGGUUAUCCACUGCCUUAAAAUUAUACCUGUUUCCUUUAAAGAAAAAAGAUAUCAGUCAGAAUUGGAGAUUUUUAACAGUGAUCAUUAUCAAAGCUGUGUUAUUUUCCACAGAAUAUAGAAUAUAUAUUUUUUUCGUGUGUGUUUUUGUUAACUACGCUACAGAUAUUGAAUGCACCUUGAGAUAAUUUAGUGUUUUUAACUGGUACAUAAUUUAUCAAGCAGUACAUGAAAGUGUAAUAAUAAAAUGUCUAUGUAUCUUUAGUUACAUUCAAAUUUGUAACUUUAUAAACAAACAUGUUUUAUGCUUGAGGAACUUUUUAGGGUGGUAGUAUAAAUGGAAACCUUUUGAAGUAGACUGGACAUGGGCCAAUAGCUACUUGUGACUAGACUUUCAAACUUUGCUCUUUCAAGCAGAAGCCUGGUUUCUGGGAGAACACUGCACAGCCAUUUUUGUCCCAGGAUUUACAUAACUUUAUUGGAAAAGAAAAAUGAACACCAGAUUUCCAGGUAUAAAACUGUGUUCUUUGGGAGUAAAGGAAAACUGGUGUUUAUUUUUUAGAUAGAUGGAAUAGGAAAUUAUGAGGGCAAUGAGAAAUAAAUUGAAGAUUAAUGUCAGAUGACAAUUAGGAAUAAUUUGCCACUUCUGCAUUAUUUAGAAACAUACACCAUUGUACAUUUGUAAACUGUUUGCUGUCUGGGCGAUAGUGACUCAGUUUAAUAAAAGCUUCCUGUAGUGUAUUGGUAUGGAUUAAAUACAUAAAAUAUCCUAUUAGACUUGAUGCUGUAUAAAAUAUUAUGGAAAAAAAGAAAAUAUGUUAUUUUGCCUCUAAACUUUGAUUUAUUGAAGUUUUAUUUGGCAGGAAAAAAAUUGAAUCUUGGUCAAUAUUUAAACCAAAGUGAAAGGGGAAAAACCAAAGUUAUUUGUUUUGCAUGGCUAAGCCAUUAUGUUAUCUCUGUAAAUACUGUGAUUUCUUUUUUCUUUUAUCUUUAGAAUUUUGUUAAAGAAAUUCUAAAAUUUUUAAACACCUGCUUUCCACAAUAAACUAUGAACACUAAAAUGAAAUUAUUUCCAUAUAAAUAUAUAUUUUUUUCUUUUUUCUUUGGGUGCAAGAGAUCAAAGAUUCAAAGUCUAACUCCUAAGAUAAAUUUUCAGAAAGAAGCAAUGUGACAAUAGAAAGAGAGGUUUAUACUACAAUUAUUUCUUGGCUUCUAUGGUUAACUAAGUCCAAACAAACAGCUGUCCGAACCUUGAGAGCAGAACGUGGGAUAUUGAGCUAUGGAUGCAAAGCAGAAAGUUUGCUGAGUGAAAAAGGGACAGUAUUGUUACCAGUAAAUCAAUGCCUGGAUAAAAAGGAAAGCUUAUGUGUGUAACAGCAAGGCCAGAAAGGAAGAUCAUAUACAAUCCUCCACUUUUGAGGUUUCGUCUCUUCAGUUUUACUCUUUGGCAGCAAGAGAUAGGUUUUGCCAGUUCAAGGUUCACUCCCUAUCUGUGAUUCCAGGAAUUGUAUGUGGAAAUGGAUUAACAUACCCGUCUAUGCCUAAAAGAUAAUAAAACUGAAAUAUGUCUUCACA